Molecule: messenger RNA, 6709 nt
Organism: Megalops cyprinoides (Indo-Pacific tarpon)
Lineage: Eukaryota; Metazoa; Chordata; Actinopteri; Elopiformes; Megalopidae
Gene: sema5ba
Product: sema domain, seven thrombospondin repeats (type 1 and type 1-like), transmembrane domain (TM) and short cytoplasmic domain, (semaphorin) 5Ba
Exons: 22
Coding region: 193-3543 (1116 amino acids)
Biological process (GO): axon extension; semaphorin-plexin signaling pathway; negative regulation of axon extension involved in axon guidance
Molecular function (GO): chemorepellent activity; semaphorin receptor binding
Source: RefSeq, a predicted model, not a curated record
CCAGAGGGGAUCUCCUUUUCUAAUUGACUCUCAGAGACCAAUCCUUCUGGACUGAACUCCACAGCUUGCACAGCGACACAGUGCAAAUCUACUGGAAAUGCAGGCACGCUGAAUGCAAGAGGGCAGGUAUUAAAACAGGUGUUUCCCUGAGGCCCACCUUGUUAGAGGAGCGGUCGGCCCCCUCCCGCCACCAUGACCACAUCGCUACGGGACGUCGUGUCCCCAUCAGCCCCCGGCCUGCUAUUGCUCCUCCACCUCCUCGUCCUCCCGCCCACGAUGUCCCAGCAGCCUCUGCUCUCUUCCACCCCCACUCCCACCCCCACGCUGGCCACGCAGCCCUCGCCGGAGUGCACCCGCCGAGAGCACCCUGUAGUCUCCUUCCGAGCACUGAGCCCCUGGAUCUCAAACUUCUCCCACCCUGGAGUGAGAGACUACUCCCAGCUGACCUUGGACCUCACCAGGAAUCAGCUGAUAGUGGGAGCGAGAAACUACCUCUUCAGGCUGAGCUUAAGCAAUGUCUCCCUAAUACAGGCAACAGAAUGGGGCCCAGACGAAGACACCAGGAGGUCCUGUCAAAGUAAAGGGAAGACGGAGAUGGAGUGCCAGAAUUACAUCCGGGUGCUGCUGGUCAAUGGGAAGAGGGUGUUCACCUGUGGCACCAACGCCUUUCUGCCCGUUUGCACUACCCGACAGAUUGGGAACAUGAGUAGGGUGCUGGACAGGGUGAAUGGCGUGGCACGCUGUCCCUACGACCCCCGCCACAACUCCACGGCCGUGGUGACAGAGAAGGGGGAGCUCUACGCCGCCACCGUCAUCGACUUCUCCGGCCGGGACCCCGUCAUCUACCGCAGCCUGGGGAACAUGCCGCCCCUGCGCACUGCACAGUACAACUCCAAGUGGCUCAACGAGCCCCACUUCAUCUCGGCGUACGACGUGGGCCUCUUCACCUACUUCUUCCUGCGGGAGAACGCCGUGGAGCACGACUGCGGCAAGACCGUCUACUCACGGGUGGCGCGCGUCUGCAAGAACGACAUCGGCGGCCGCUUCCUGCUGGAGGACACCUGGACCACCUUCAUGAAGGCGCGGCUCAACUGCUCGCGCUCCGGCGAGAUCCCAUUCUACUACAACGAGCUGCAAAGCACCUUCUACCUGCCUGAGCAGGACCUCAUCUACGGCAUUUUCACCACCAACGUGAACAGCAUCGCUGCCUCAGCGGUUUGCGCGUUCAAUCUGAGCGCCAUCACCCAGGCCUUCAACGGACCCUUCCGCUACCAGGAGAACCCCCGCUCCACCUGGCUGCCCACCCCAAACCCCAUCCCCAACUUCCAGUGUGGCACCAUCAACGAUAACGGCCCCAAUGAGAACCUGACGGAGCGCAGUCUGCAGGACGCCCAGCGCCUCUUCCUGAUGAACGAUGUGGUGCAGCCCGUCUCCAUCGACCCCCUGGUCAUGCAGGACAACGUCCGCUUCUCCAAGCUGGUGGUGGACAUCGUGCAGGGACGCGACACGCUCUACCAUGUCAUGUAUAUUGGCACAGAAUAUGGAACCAUUCUGAAGGCCCUUUCCACAGCCAAUAAGAGUCUGCGUGGGUGUUACCUGGAGGAGAUGCAGCUUCUCCCCCCUGGCGUGCAGGAGCCAAUCCUGAGCCUCCAGAUCCUCCACAGUGAUAGAUCACUCUUUGUUGGCCUCAACAAAAGAGUUCUGAAGAUCCCUCUGGAGAGGUGUUCCAACUACAGAACUGAAUUGCUGUGUCUAAAUGCGAGGGACCCCUACUGCGGCUGGGACCGAAAACAGAGGCGCUGUACCACCAUCGAGGACAGCUCCAACAUGAGCCUGUGGACCCAGAACAUCACUGAAUGCCCGGUGAGAAACCUGACUGUGGACGGUGGCUUUGGGCCCUGGGCGGCAUGGCAACCCUGUAGCCACGAUGACGGGGACAGCACCAGCGCCUGCUUGUGCCGUUCAAGGUCAUGUGACAGCCCCCUCCCCCAGUGCGGGGGCCGGGGCUGUGAAGGCCCAACCAUCGAGGUGUCCAACUGCUCCAGGAAUGGAGGUUGGACCCCCUGGUCCUCCUGGGCUCAGUGCAGCACCAGCUGUGGCAUCGGGUUCGAAGUCCGGCAGCGCUCCUGCAACAACCCCUCACCCCGGCACGGGGGCCGUAUCUGCGUGGGGCAGAGCCGGGAAGAGAGGUUGUGUAACGAGAAGGUGUCCUGCCCGCUGCCCAUCUUCUGGUCAUCCUGGGGUUCCUGGACCAAGUGUAGCGCCGAGUGCGGAGGAGGGGUCCACUCCCGGGUCAGGAGCUGCGAGAAUGGGAACAGCUGCCCAGGCUGUGCACUGGAGUACAAGGCCUGCAACCUGGAGGCCUGCCCGGAGGUGCGUCGCAACACGCCCUGGACCCCUUGGAUGCCUGUGAAUGUGACGCAGGGCGGGGCGCGGCAGGAGCAGAGGGUGCGGUACACCUGCCGCGCCCAGCUGCCGGACCCCCACGAGCUGCAGUUCGGCAAACGCAAGGUGGAGACGCGCUUCUGUCCGAACGACGGCACCUCCGCCUGCGAGACCGACACUCUUGUGGAGGAUUUGUUGAAGACGGGUCGGCCUGUGGUGCGGGCAGCGGGAACUGGUUGGUCGUCGUGGGAGACGUGGUCUGCCUGCUCUCAGGAAUGCGGUAAAGGCUUCCGCACCCGCAAGCGUACCUGCGCCACCCCGGAGGGCAAGAGCGCCCCUGCAGCCUGCAGCGGGUCCACCGUGGAGUACCAGGACUGCAACUCCCAGCCCUGCCCGGUCAAAGGCGCCUGGUCCUGCUGGUCCCCCUGGUCCCAGUGUUCGGUCACCUGUGGAGGGGGCCACUACCAACGCACCCGCAGCUGCAACAACCCCGCCCCAGCCGACGGAGGGGACAUCUGUAUCGGCCUGCACACGGAGGAGGCCCUGUGCAACACACAUCCAUGCGAGGCAGGUGGCUGGACAGCCUGGUCCGAGUGGAGCCCCUGCGAUGAUGCCGGGCUGCAGGUACGCAGCCGGACCUGUGAGGACCCCGAAGAGGGCCCCGGUCCCAGCCCCGGCCCAAACCCCUGCCCCGGAAACAGCACCGAGCACAGGGACUGCCUGCUGGAUGAGAUCCCAGUGAUUCUUCCUGCCUCUGGCUUCGACAAGGACCAGCACUGUGGGGGCUUCACGCUGAUCCACCUGAUUGCCACAGGCGUGUCCUGCUUCUUCGGAGCCGGGCUGCUGACCUUCCUGGUGUACGCCUACUGCCAGAGGUUCCACAAGCCCUCGCAGGAGUCGGCCGUCAUUCACCCCACCACGCCCAACCACCUCAACUACAAGGGCAACACCACGCCAAAGAACGAGAAGUACACCCCCAUGGAGUUCAAGACGUUAAACAAGAACAACCUGCUCCCGGACGAGAGGACCAACUUCUUCCACUCGCCCCUCCAGCAGACCAACGUCUACACCACCACCUACUACCCUGCCACGCUCAACAAGUAUGACUACCGGCCCGACUCCUCCCCCUCCCCCUGCAGGACCUACACACACAGCUGAGGCACGCUACCUGUCCCCCACCCCCCCCAACACCUCGUCGUCACGGUAACAGGACCGGACCCUCCUCCCCCUCUCCCCUCUCUUCUUGUACCCUAAUUUUGUGGGGUGUGAGCAAGAGCUUCUCUGGUGCGGACUGCAGGCUUGGCCUGGACUGGGACACCUGGAUGAGGGCAGCCCUCACCCCUACACUCCUCCUCACAGAGGAAACAAACCUGACACUUUAUUAUAAUCUUUUUUUUUUUUCUUUCUUUACUUGGUCCUGAACAUCUUGGUUUUAAGAUGGCACUUUUUAAGGACAAUGAGGAUAAUGUUCCUUGUGGACUGGCAUACAGUGACUCACCCCCUCCCCCCAUCUCCUUGUCUGUGGAACUGGAUCACUGCGGGAGAAUCUUCUAACUAAAGUAGGACAUGCAAAAACGAAACCUGGUAACCACAGAGAGUAGUGUCAAUGCCAAGUGCCACCAGGGCAAAGGUUGUGUGCACACAUCUCUGUGAACUGGUCAUUUUUGUGUGGAAUCUGGUUAUCCCCACCCUGGAAAUGUUGGUAAAUGUAGCCUUUUGAGAAAAGAACAAAAUAAAUAAAUAUAAACGUUCAUCACACAAUAAAAGCCAUCACUAAAAAACUAUCCUAGCACGUAUUGGUAUUCCAGCUUUGGUACAUGAGAAGGACUAGUCAGGAGCUGAAGAAUAUGGUGCAGUGGACAGUCUCCCCAGGCUGGGAAGUAACUGCACGCUACAGGAGUGCAUUGAAUGGGGAAAAGGUUCUUUCCAGGUUUUGACAGGUACGGAGUUGGAACUGCUUGUCUUCCAUUCCACUUGAUUUCUGAAACCCUAUGAGGGAAUUUGGCGAAUGUCUUGCUUUUCGGUUUUACUCGUGUCAUGCCACGCAUCUGUUUGGUCCCGGUCAUGGUUCCACUCCACUCGGCAGCAGCUUAUGAAUAAUGUAUAAUCACAGGAAUUGUGCCAGUACUGGUUUCUCUUGAUUUAGGGAAUUAAGGACAAGAUUGGGUUAGAGUAAGUUAAGCCCCUCACAAACCUGCACCGAGUGUGUGAACGUGAGAAUUGGGGUAUCUGUGAUCCUCACAGCAGUUGCUGUGGAAUAUGGAGAGUGCUUUUGAGAAAAGCCCCAGGUGCAAGUAUGCGUAUGGGGUAGCGAUGAAAAGAUCAGGGCUGCUGCUUUCUACUUUUCUUUUUUUUUUUGAAGAAUAAAGGAUUUUUAGUUGGGAAAGCGCGCUGUACUCUCAAAAGGGUACAUUCAGCUGAGUACGAUCAUGAUCAUAUUAAAUAUGCCCAGUAUACAGGCCUGGACUUCUUUGACUUACGGUAGCAACGGUUGGCAGUUCAGGCACUUAUUUUUUAAGAUUUUGUCAAAGGGAAUGUGUUUUAAAGAGGAGUAGGGCAGACUGUAACAGUUGUGUAAUACCAGGGUCAAACUUGCAAUGGAACAAAACUUAAAAUGCAAGAAUUCCAUGCAACAUAAAAUACGUCAAUCUUAAACGGGCCAUGUUUCAACAGCAUCACGUUCAUUGUCAAGAUUCAUCUGCAAACAGCAAACAAAGCAAGUAACGGCAUGCAUAGGCAAAUAUUUACUCUGUCCGCGUAUAUGCUACUAUGAGAAAUGUUGACUGUAAAGUUCAAUGGCAUCCCCAAUGAACAAAACUAAAUCAUGCUUUUCAGAGUUAUUCAAUAUUUGAAGCAGAGGUUAUAAAGAGGGUCAUCUUUCUGUGUGUGUGUGUGUGUGUGUGUGUGUGUGUGUGUGUGUGCGGUGUCUGUAUGUUAGGAUGAGGGUGGAGGGGUUGUGGAGUGUUCUUUUGUAUAUGGAGAGUGCUUUCUCACAUGCACCUCCUGUAAAAUAUUUUGGAAACAUUAAAGGGGAAUGCAUUUCUGUCACUCGUCAGUGAAAUCACAGCCACCUUUGUGUGCACACCGUCGAUGCACUAUGUGUUUUGCCAUGUGUGUAAAAAAAAAAAAUCAUUAUAAGCUAUUGGGAUGAAAACGGUCAUGAACAAUAUGCUAAUAAUUUAUACUGAAUCUUGGGAUCUAAUGGGCAUUUGAUUACUUUUUUUUUUUUUUUUUUUUUACCAUGCCUGUCCAUUGAACGCAAAGCCGGAAGCAUUUCCAGUUCAGCUAAGCUUGAGAGUUCUAUCUGUACAUAGGAAACCCUGUUCAAUGACAAUUUAAUGAAAUCUAAAGUUAGUGUAAUGUAAAUGUAUAUUGUAUAGCUAACACUGUUUUUAAAAAGCCUUAUAGUUGUAAAAAGCGCAGACGUUAUGUAAAUACCAACCAUAGAGAUUGUGAGGGAUGGAGUUUGUCAGUGCUUCACUCUGUAUUGCAGCACGGUCCAAAGGGCAGUAGCAGGAGGGCGAGAGGCGAAUCGCUACGUCCAGAUCUUCAGAAUCCGUUUAACACCAGUGUCAAUUUAUCAUUGUCUGUUUCACCUUUAAAUUGAUUCAGUUUUUUUAGUAAAGUAGUUGUACUGUCAUGCUGUUAACUAUGGUAAUUAUAAUAAACUCAAGCUCCCACCCAGAUUCCUCCUCGUCGGUUCAGAAAACAUCUUCACACAUACCAGCACAGGACUUUUGACAUUUUAUUUUAUUAUUUUUUUGUCCAAUCAGCUGUCACAUCAGAGUCUGCAGAUGUAACGUUCACUCCAUUUCUGUUCUAUGAGAUUUCAAUUCAUGCCUGAAGGGCUCAAGAGCUGAAUUGGAAGUUGUGUUUAAAUUUGAAGUUUAAACAGAACACUGUUAAAAAAAAAAAAAACACCAAUCACAAGCAGUGUUUCUCCAGCUAGAUUGGAGUUUGAUCUUAAGUACAACUCAGCCUUGCCUGAGUGACUUUUGAAUGACUCUCCUGCUCUCAUUUCCCAUCUCCCCAGCACCUGACUGGGCUCCUUGAGUAGUUAUGAUAUGCUGCCCUCGCUGCUGAUUGGUUAUUAUUGGUAACCUGACACCUUUGCCCAGUGAUUAUCUGUGAUUGGACGUGCUGCCGUCACAUUGCCGAGCUCCAUCCCGAAGGCUCGGGGCCCUUCUAUGCAAUUGACCUGGUGGUACUGUUAGAUGCGUGAUCUAGACUGUAAUCACUGCCUUUUAGACACUGUGAAUUUUUGGUACUCUAUAUUUUUGUAUAUUGUACAUUGUAAAGAAUAAUAAACCAGAACCCUGAUGCC